CAAUUUAUGAAGCUCUGAAAUAAGCACUUUAUUUGGUCUUUUGAUUUUGCUCAACAUUAUUCUCAGAGAAGUAAAAGAUGACUGAUGUCAGAUAAACAAGGGAUCUGAUUGAGAGAGGAGACUGUCCAUAUGUACCAAUGGGCUAUUUGUCUGUCAGCAAAUGAGAGACAUGGGAUGGCACUAAACGUAUCUCUGGCGAAGAGCGUCGAUGAGGUGAGAGAAGCGCUCUGAGACGAAGCACGCACGAGAGGGGCAGGUUAGGUAACGUCACGGUUGUUAUCAUGGUUUGGAUCGAGAAUAAACUGCAACUGAUACUGCAAAUGUCAAUCACCUCAUGAUGGCGCGAGGCACCCUCCACUGGGUUUGAUAUGGGAUAUGGGAUUUACGUCAGCGAAGAUUCUAAUAUUUUGUGCAUUUAUUGCAUUAGUGUCCCUGGCUGUGGCAAGAGUCUCAGUGGCGGAUGUGAAGUGUGAGAAUAUUUACAGGGACUUCUCUGACUGUGUUCUGGAGCUGGGGGAGGGCAUGGAUAACUACCAGGAGAACGUGACCAGCGAGAUGGGAGUGGAAGUUGUGUGUAGCCACUGGGAGGCGUUCCACACGUGUGCCCUGACGGCACUGUCCAGGUGUCAGGAGGAGGUGGGCUCCAUCUGGGAGACCCUAAGAGAAGACUCCAGGAAGAUCCGCUUCCAGGGCAGCCUCUUUGACCUGUGCAGCCCCAGCUCGGCCCCCAGCCUGCGCUCGCCUCUACCCCUGCUGCUCCUGGGCUUGCUGAUCCUGGGAGGGCCCAUCUGGCCCUCCACAUAGGUGGGGGAUGCCUCCCUCCUCCUCCUCGCUCCCACCCCCAUGCGCUCUCACAAUCCCCGAGGUGGGGUGAGUAGAGAGAAGAUCAGUGAGUAGAGAGGGGAUAUGGAUCGAAGAUUAGGUUAGCACACAGAGCCAAGUCUCUAUGGAGACACCAUAGAUAUCUAUAGUACUGGGUAAUCAGAAGGCUAUGAUAUCACAGAGCCAUUGAUGUCUAUGGAGAGAUGGAUGGAUACCUAUAGCUCUGGGUUACCCACCAUAGAUGUCUAUGGCACUAGGUAAAUAUAGGGUUAUGUUAUCAGGGCCUUAGAUGUUAAUGUCAUCAAUAUCUAUGAGUCUGGGUAAACAUAAACACCCAAGACCCAAGCAAUUGUAAUGAAAUUACCUACAACAGUAUACGCCUAUGAAAAAAAGCAAUUUUAAAGCAAUUGGUCGGUUUUGUUGACAAUCAAGUGAAUUCUAUAUAAACAAUGACCUUUUGACCACUACACACCAGCCCCAUAUGGUUGGAGUUGCAUGGCUGCUAUAAUGACACCAAAAAGGUAUUUUCUAUAUUUAUGCUCUGUUAAACUGUUUCUUUGGUCAUCCUGUUAGACAGUAGGUGCUGUUAAAGUCAGGUAAUGCUCUUAACUGAAAAUAUUGUAAAAAAUUGUUGAGGUAGCUAAUGCUCUUAACUGAAAAUAUAAUUCCUUGCUUUAUUAUGCACCUUACAGUAAAAUGCCUAAUUUAUUGUUAGUAAUUGUGGAUGAAGCACAACAGUCUAGUUAGUUUCUCUCUUGCCAACUAGUUAUUGUACCUGAAAAUGGUCGCUGGUUAUGUGAGAAUGUUCAGUGUUGUUUUAUGAACCUGUGUCUUGUAUGGAAGUCCAAGUGUUUGGCUGUCAAUUUAUUUUAUAUCAUUGACUCCACAACAAUACACAAUUGUACAUAGUUCACUUCAAAGCACAUUCACCUUUACACAAAACACACAGCAUACUGAGUAGAAAUAAAGAUGAGGUAAUGCCACAAAUAUUCACUUUAUUAUGGAAGCUAAAAUAUAUUGGACUUAAGUCAUAGGAUUCUCAUAGGGCACCACCCUGCAUUGUUAGCCCUAAUGCCUCAAUGCAUUACAGUAUUUGAUUUUGUCAACAGCUGUAAUACAGUUGAAGUCGGAAGUUUACAUACACCUUAGCCAAAUACAUUUAAACUCAAUAAAAAAAUCCUGUCUU
Molecule: messenger RNA, 2008 nt
Organism: Coregonus clupeaformis (lake whitefish)
Lineage: Eukaryota; Metazoa; Chordata; Actinopteri; Salmoniformes; Salmonidae
Product: neuritin-like
Exons: 4
Coding region: 376-804 (142 amino acids)
Biological process (GO): nervous system development; neuron projection extension
Cellular component (GO): plasma membrane
Source: RefSeq, a predicted model, not a curated record